UCUCGUUGUUCUAUCUGUGGUAGAGGUUCCCGGAUCGAAGUGACACAAUUCCAACUUAGAUAUUUUUGAGUCGAGUGUUACGGUAACUCAUUUGAGAAUUUAAACUAAGGUUUCAACGUUUGAAUAUCAACAAGGCUACUUUGUUGCACCGUUUUAUGAAAUGGGGCGAAAGGUUAUAUUAGCUACGUGCUCCUUGAAUCAAUGGGCACUAGAUUUUGACGGAAACGUAGAGAGAAUACUGAGAAGUAUCGCGAUAGCCAAGUCUCAGGGGGCUAAAUACAGACUGGGACCAGAACUGGAAAUAUGUGGGUAUGGCUGUGCAGACCACUUCUACGAGUCAGACACCCUGCUGCACUGCUUCCAGGUACUCGGGAAGCUGCUGGAGUCACCUGUCACCCAGGACAUCAUCUGCGAUGUUGGCAUGCCCAUCAUGCAUCAUAAUGUUCGGUAUAACUGCAGAGUAAUUUUCCUCAACGGGAAAAUCUUGUUGAUCCGACCCAAGAUGCUGCUGGCCAACUAUGGAAACAACCGGGAGUUCCGCUGGUUUUCACCAUGGAAUAAACUCAGACAUGUGGAGGAGUACUACCUGCCCAGGAUGAUCCAGGACAUGACAGGACAGGACACUGUCCCCUUUGGUGACUGCGUCCUCUCAACCAAAGACACCUGCAUUGGGAGUGAGAUGUGUGCAGAGCUGUGGAACCCUAGGAGCCCCCAUGUGGACAUGGGUCUGGACGGCGUGGAGAUCUUCACCAACUCCUCAGCCAGCUACCACGAGCUACGCAAGGCAGACCACAGAGUGAACCUGAUUAAAUCAGCCACCAUGAAGAGUGGGGGGAUCUACAUGUUUGCCAAUCAGAAGGGUUGUGAUGGAGACAGACUCUACUACGAUGGUUGUGCCACGGUGGCCAUCAACGGGGACAUUGUGGCCCAGGGAAGACAGUUCUCCCUGGAUGACGUGGAGGUUGUGACUGCCAUUCUGGAUCUGGAGGAUGUCCGCAGCUACAAAGGAGAGCAUUGCCACCCACAUGUGGAGUAUGAGCACAAGCCGUGCCAUCGAGUCAAAGUGGACUUCUCCCUGUCUGAUUGUGAAGAUGUCUACCUCCCCACUCACCAGCCCAUUGAGUGGCAGUUCCACACUCCUGAGGAGGAGAUUAGCCUGGGUCCAGCAUGUUGGCUUUGGGACUACCUGAGGAGAAGUGGUCAGGCUGGUUUCCUCCUGCCUCUCAGUGGUGGUGUGGACAGUUCCUCUACAGCCUGCAUUGUCUACUCCAUGUGUGUGCUGGUCUGCCUGGCAGUCAGAGAUUGCAACACCCAGGUGCUGGAGGAUGUUCAACGGGUAGUGAGUGAUGUGUCCUACACCCCCCGGGACCCACGGGAGCUGUGCAGACGCAUCUUUACCACCUGCUACAUGGCCAGUGAGAACUCUUCAGAAGGAACCCGUAACAGGGCCAAAGACCUGGCCUCUCAGAUUGGCAGCUCACACAUGAACCUCAACAUCGACAUGGCAGUGAAAGGCAUGCUGGGAAUCUUCUCCAUGGUUACGAGAAAGUGUCCCCAGUUCCGUGCUAACGGUGGAAGCACAAGAGAAAACCUUGCCCUACAGAAUGUGCAGGCCCGAAUCAGGAUGAUUCUGGCCUAUCUCUUUGCUCAGCUCAGUCAGUGGGCUGAGGGGAAACCUGGUGGCCUCCUAGUCCUUGGCUCAGCCAAUGUGGAUGAGAGUCUCACUGGCUACUUCACUAAGUAUGACUGCUCUAGUGCUGACAUCAAUCCCAUUGGAGGCAUCAGUAAGACAGACCUAAAAAGCUUCCUGCAGUACUGUGUCGAACAGUUCCAGCUCACCGCCCUCAAAAGUAUCAUGGCUGCACCUCCCACUGCAGAGCUGGAGCCCCUGAAGGACGGCCAGGUGUCGCAGACUGAUGAGUCUGAUAUGGGGAUGACAUACUCGGAGCUGUCUGUGAUUGGUCGGCUCAGGAAGAUCUCCAAGUGCGGCCCGUACAGCAUGUUCUGCAAACUCAUCCACAUGUGGAGGGAGGCCCUCUCCCCUCUACAGGUGGCGGCCAAAGUGAAACACUUUUUCCAGAUGUAUUCUGUGAACAGACACAAAAUGACAACUGUGACACCAUCCUACCACGCUGAGAGCUAUGGCCCCGAUGACAACCGCUUUGACCUCAGGCCCUUCCUCUACACUCGCUGGUCCUGGCAGUUCAGAGCCAUUGAUAAUCAGGAGUGGCUGGCCUGCGAAGAUGACUGCAAGAGCACAACACAGAAUGUUCAAUGAGGUUAAGAAGAAUCCUAGUGUCAGCUGAAGACUUACAGAAAUCUCUGGAACAUGCUAACAUCUCUGACGAGUCUACGAUACCUGAAACACUAAACAAGAAUGAUGUUCAUGGGAGGACACCAUGGAAGAGGCCACUGCUGUCCAAAAAAAAACAUUGCUGCACAUCUGAAGUUUGCAAAAGUGCACCUGGAUGUUCCCCAGCGCUACUGGCAAAAUAUUCUGUGGACAGAUUAAACUACAGUUGAGUUGUUUGGAAGGAACACACAACCCUAUGUGUGGAUAAAAAAAGGCACAGCACACCAACAUCAAAACCUCAUCCAAACUGUAAAGUAUGGUGGAGGGAGCAUCAUGGUUUGGGGCUGCUUUACUGCCUCAGGGCCUGGACAGCUUUCCAUCAUCUACGGAAAAAUGAAUUCCCAAGUUUAUCGAGACAUUUUGCAGGAGAAUGUUAAGCUAUUUGUCUGCCAAUUGAAGCUCAACAGAAGUUGGGUGAUGCAACAGGACACUGACCCAAAACACAAGUAAAUCAACAGAAUGGCUUCAAGAGAAAAAAAUACGCCUUCUGGAGUUCUGACCUUAACCCGAUUUGAGAUGCUGUGGCAUGACCUCGAGAGCAGUUCACACCAGACAUCCCAAGAAUAUUGCUGAACUGAAACAGUUUUGUAAAGAGGAAUGGUCCAAAAUUCCUUCUGACCGUUGUGCAGGUCUGAUCCGCAACAUCAGAAAAUGUUUGAGGUUAUUGCUGCCAAAGGAAGUUAACCAGUUAUUAAAUCCAAGGGUUCACAUACUUUUUCUACCCUGCACUGUGAAUAUUUACACGGUGUGUUCAAUAAAGACAUGAAAACGUA
Molecule: messenger RNA, 3126 nt
Organism: Oncorhynchus nerka (sockeye salmon)
Lineage: Eukaryota; Metazoa; Chordata; Actinopteri; Salmoniformes; Salmonidae
Gene: nadsyn1
Product: NAD synthetase 1
Exons: 21
Coding region: 161-2278 (705 amino acids)
Biological process (GO): NAD+ biosynthetic process
Cellular component (GO): cytoplasm
Molecular function (GO): glutaminase activity; NAD+ synthase (glutamine-hydrolyzing) activity; ATP binding
Source: RefSeq, a predicted model, not a curated record